AUGGCAACUCCAGAUCUACCCAUUGUACUCUUUCACUACGUGGGCUCGCCUUAUGCGCGACGCCUUGUCUGGUAUCUUGCUCUACGACAGAUCCCAUACACGGAAUGCAUGCAACCUCCAAUGCUCCCAAGACCAGAUUUGGCAGCCCUGGGUAUUGCCUAUCGGCGCAUCCCCUUGAUGAGCAUCGGGAGGGACGUAUACGCAGACACGCGCAUCAUCUUGUCCAAGUUGGAGGAGCUCUACCCGACUUCGGACGCACACCCAGCCAUCUCGGCCUCGACAGCCGAGGGGCGGGCCAUUGAGCAGCUGAUCUCGCGUGCCUGGACCGACGGGGGUAUCUUCACGGCGGCGGCGGGCUCCAUGCCGAGCAACGCCCCGCUUCUCAAGGACCCCAAGUUCGCAUCGGACCGGGCAGAUCUGGUCGGACUACCCGACGGGGCGCCGUCGCCGUUUACGCGCGAGGCUCUCGAGGCCCGCCGCCCAGACUCCCUCAGCAUGGUCCGCGAUGGCAUCGAGCUGCUCGAGACCACGCUGCUGGCCGACGGGCGCGACUGGGUCCUGGGCUCUGCGGGCCCCAGCCUCGCCGAUAUCGAGGCCGUCUUCCCGUUCAUCUGGCUUGCGGGUCUCCCCGGAGCGCUGCCCGCCGACGUAAUCGGCCCUUCCCGGUACCCCAAGGUCUUUGCCUGGAUCGACCGGUUCGGCAAGGUCACGGCGGCCAAGGGCGCCGCCGGGAAGCCCAAGGCAGUCACGGGCGACGAGGCGGCCAAGAUCAUCACCGGGUCUGGGUUUGCGGAAAGCGAUGAGACUGUGGAUGAGAGCGAGGUGGUUGUCCAGGCGCAGGGCCUCAAGGCGGGCGACGAUGUGCGGGUGUGGCCGUCAGACUAUGGCUCUAAGCACAAGGACGCGGGGAAGCUGGUCGCCAUUACCAGCAAGCAGAUUGUUAUUGAGACACAGGGUCCGGCUGGUAAAGUGAGGCUUCACGCUCCCCGCCAUGGAUUCAAGAUUGCCAAGGCAGUCCAGGGCAAGUUGUGA
Messenger RNA from Pestalotiopsis fici W106-1, 1032 nucleotides. RefSeq lists its product as uncharacterized. The record is from RefSeq and is a predicted model, not a curated record. The transcript has 3 exons. NCBI's taxonomy places the organism in Eukaryota, Fungi, Ascomycota, Sordariomycetes, Amphisphaeriales, Sporocadaceae. The coding region runs from base 1 to 1032 and encodes 343 amino acids.